ACUGUCGUCGUGUUUAGUUGUUCGCGGAUUUUCCUUGCGCUGUUUGAAAUCGUUAGAUUUUUCUUUAUUAUUUUUUGUUCCUCGCCAACCACCCCGCCACCGCCAUCGUUGCCGUAGAAAAACGACCCUGUACGGUGUCUUUUUCUUGUGCUGGAAUCUGAAUUUGGUUCGAGUUUGAUAUCGGUUUCCGGUAGUCCACCAAGCCUCCGGUGAUUCGUGCGUCGGAAAUUUAAAUCGAAGCAAAAAAGCGCCGCGGAGGAGUGUUCGUCCGGAAUGGUCUGGAAGUGUACGGCAAAAGUGCACUAACCGUUGAAAAUCGCCACCAGAAUCGAGUAGUGAAAGAAGCUGCUGUGCUGGUGCAGUCUGUUGCGUCGUUCCGUUCUAUUCGCGCGGUGGUCUGCCUGACUGACAUCAGCAGGCUGGAGAGAGAGGAAUAAAAAAACAAGAAGUUUUGUGUGCUCUUUUGUGCGUGUUGGUUCGCGAAGGGGGCGCAGAAAAAAAAAAAAAAACGCGAAAACGAGUCGCCGGAUCGGGAAGAAGAAGAUUUCACAGCAGCAACAACAACAACAACCGCGCGAUCUGCGACCGAAAGAAGUGCUGAUAGCAAACGUCGCCCUGCCGCGCCGUCGUCGUCGUCUGGAAUAAAGAAGUGAUUCAUAAUCCGGAAUAUUUUUUCCGUACUCGAAACCGGAGUGGUGGAAAAUUAAAGCCUCUAGCUUAGCUAAAGAAAAGUGCCUACCUUUUAAUUGUUGGUUAGUAGUGUGCCGGUGAUUGUGAUCUAGAUCUUUAAUUUUUUUGUGGGAGUAAGCCAAACCAAACCAAGGAAUAAUGUCCGACGAAAACCAGGAAAAUGGAACCCGCAACGGCGAUGUACCAGAAAUCGAGCUGAUUAUCAAGGCUUCGACGAUAGAUGGCAGACGGAAGGGGGCAUGUCUUUUUUGUCAGGAAUACUUCAUGGACCUGUAUCUGCUGGCAGAGCUGAAAACCAUUAGUUUGAAGGUCACAACAGUGGACAUGCAAAAACCGCCGCCCGACUUCCGGACCAACUUCGAAGCGACCCACCCGCCGAUCCUGAUCGACAACGGACUGGCCAUCCUGGAGAAUGACAAAAUCGAACGGCACAUCAUGAAGUCGGUCCCCGGUGGAUACAAUCUGUUUGUGCAGGACAAAGAAGUGGCCACCCUGAUCGAGAACCUGUACUCCAAGCUGAAGCUGAUGCUGGUCAAGAAGGACGAAAACAAGAACAAUGCCCUGCUGGCGCACCUGCGGAAAAUCAACGACCAUCUGGCGGCGAGGGGCACCCGCUUCCUAACCGGAGACACCAUGUGCUGUUUCGACUGCGAACUGAUGCCCCGACUGCAGCACAUCCGCGUGGCCGGAAAGUAUUUCGUAGACUUUGAAAUACCAAAACAUCUAACGGCCCUGUGGCGGUAUAUGUACCACAUGUAUCAGCUGGAUGCCUUCACGCAGUCGUGUCCCGCCGAUCAGGACAUCAUCAACCACUACAAACUGCAGCAGGCAAAAGGUGACAUUAAGAUGCUGAAGAUGAAGAAGCACGAGGAACUGGAAACCCCAACCUUUACCACGUCGAUCCCGAUCGACUUAAAUGACCACUAGAUAGAUGAUGGAGACACGUAUGUAGCAGGAGGAAAAAGGAAUGAAAAUUCCAACCAGGGAAUUUGGCAACCAUUAAUAUAAAACAGAUGGUAGACCUACUAUAAACAUAUGUCCGAAAAGGAAAGAAUUUGCAAUACAUACAAACACACAUACAUACACACGCAUACAUACAGAUUUUGAUAACGAUUUACAUUAAACCAUCCAUUUUUUCUGAUAACAAACUUUACCGUCUAACUUAUGAAAAAACGUAAAUAAAUAAAACUGUCACAUGAAGCAAAAAUAAUCAACACGCGUUGACAGCAGUGCUGCCAACCGAACUCGCCUUUCGCGCCUUGUAUGUACUAGUAAUCAUUUAUUUGCAUAAAUGGUGAUCCUAUAUAAAUAUACAGAAAAAAAAGAAAAAGUCGCAUCCCCCUUUUUUAAGACAACAAUUACCUAUUGGUUGUAGAAUUUUGUUUUGCUUCGCAACGGCCAUCAUUAUUAAUUCGCAUCACGAUCCAAGGUUGCGCCACAGUUAACACAGUUGUUGGAUUCUGCAAUCCCGGGAUCGUCACGGAGCGGAACAUGGUAACACGGUGAAAAAUGAGUGAAUCAUAAAACCACUCUCGAUGGAAAACCGAGAAACAACAAAUGUAAAGUUUAAUUCUAAGGUAGAGCUUAACACUGUGAGUGGAAAGGAGGUGAGAGAAUUCGUUGUUAAUUGUAUCGUUUUUUGUAGUUUUCCUAUUUUAACAAGCAAGCCUUAUAAGUUGUAACGGAUGAUUUAUCGAGAGAAAAGACACAAGACGGCUUUAGCAAUGUGCGAUACGAAAACUGGAAGUAAAAAUUAAAGUUAAUCAUGAGUAAUAAGAAAAAAAAUACAAAAAGUUCAUCAAUGUUUUAUACUUGUUUUAAAUCGCUUUCGAUGUACGCGCGGUAGUAGAUGUUAGCAGUAGUAGAAGUAGCGGCAAAGUAGUGUAAAAACUUUUAUCAAAGAAUGCCUUAUUAUGUUCUAAAAUUGUUCUAAAAAUUGGUACAAAAUCUAGCUUUGUUUCGCUUUGUCCCUGGCAACACUUCCCGUGUCUCAAAUUUCAAACUUCAAACUUCGAACAUUUGCCUAACUCACAGUUAUCAACGAAUCAGCACAGUGGCACGCACUGAAAGAAAUCAUAACAUUUCAAUUUUAAGAAUUUUAGUUUGCUAAGCAGAGUUCAAUCAAAAUAGAGAGAGACAACCUACGCAAUCGUGUUGUAAAUAACGAGAAAAAAAACAAGCAGUGAAUAUAGAACGCAAGCAAUUAUCGAUGUUGAUCAAACAUUUUUAAACGCUUCAGAGAAAGAUUGUUCAGCUAUCCUUAGCAAUUAAUUCGGAACAAUUUUUCCAGUUAAAUGCAAUUCGUUCACGCGCGCGAGUAUCGAAAAUUGGAGAAAGGAGCAGUAAGAACUUUUUUAUUUGUUGGGAAUUAUUUACUGCAAGCAACUUGUGUUAUAUUAUGCCAGAAUGGAGUAAAAGAAAGGUGAAACAAGCAGAAAGUAGAGGAAAAAUAGUAGUUGUAAUAAAGGUCUAAAUCUUUUUCGACAUUAAUGCGAAA
Messenger RNA from Aedes albopictus (Asian tiger mosquito), 3187 nucleotides. It is a transcript of the gene Clic, whose product is annotated as chloride intracellular channel Clic. Gene Ontology annotation, cellular component: apical plasma membrane; cytoplasm. Gene Ontology annotation, biological process: chloride transport. Gene Ontology annotation, molecular function: chloride channel activity. The record is from RefSeq and is a predicted model, not a curated record. NCBI's taxonomy places the organism in Eukaryota, Metazoa, Arthropoda, Insecta, Diptera, Culicidae. Bases 829 to 1617 code for a protein of 262 amino acids. The transcript is spliced from 7 exons.